Messenger RNA from Rotaria sp. Silwood2, 8121 nucleotides. The record is from the annotation of a GenBank genome assembly. Lineage: Eukaryota; Metazoa; Rotifera; Eurotatoria; Philodinida; Philodinidae.
AUGAAACUGAUAACUCUCUUCAGCGCGGUUUGGCUAAUCACUACCGGUAGUUGGGCUUAUUCAAAUGAUUGUGCUAAAGGUCCAGAAUAUUGGUGUCGUGAUGUAUCAACAGCUAAAGAUUGUGGUGCUAUGCAUCAUUGUCAAAAAAACGUAUGGCGUGAAAAAGGAAAUAAUAAAACACCAAUAACAAAAAGUGAAACAGCUCAAAUGUUAUGUAAUGUUAUUGUUCAAGCUUCAAAUGAACUUCUUACUGAUGGUUUGAUUGACGCCGACUCAAUGAAACAAUAUCUUCGUAAUGACUGUACUAAAUUACCUGAUCAAAAUAAUCUUAUUCAUCAAUGUGAAAUGGCUGUUGAUCUUUAUCUGUCUGAUAUUCUUCGUCAUAUUCGAAGUGGCACCGAAAUCACAAAAAUUUGUCCAAUCAUCCAAGGACAUGAUUCGCAAAGUGUUUUCAUCCCAAAACCAAAACCUAUUGCUAUUACACCGAAUCAAACAUGUGUUCUAUGUGAAUUUAUUAUGAAUCUUCUUCAAGCUGUUGCUACGGAUAAUUCAACCGCUCAAGAGCUUGCUAACAUUCUUGAAGAAAUUUGCCAAGCUAUGCCAGCUGUUUUAAAGGAUGAAUGUAAAUCAUUUAUUGAUACAUAUGGUGUUGAUAUUAUUGCCCUUCUUGUUCGAGGAUUUAAUCCGAAUAAAACAUGUGAACUUAUUAAACUUUGUCCCAAACCAACAAAUGUUGCCUUUUUAAUUAAACCAAAUCCAAAUACAUGUGGUCUUUGUGAUUAUGUUUCAACAUAUUUAUCAGCUGGAUAUCCAAUCGAAAAUGUUUGUACGGCUUUUUCAACUGAUAAUAAUAUUAGACAACAAUGUGAAGUUCUUGUUCAUUUAUAUAAACCAAAUUAUUGUUCACAAUUACCCAUAUGCUAUGAGGAUGUAGUAAUUCAACCAAUUAAAGAACCAAUCGAAACAACAAUCAACUCUCCUCAAUGUGCAUUAUGCAAAUAUGUCGUUACUUACAUUGAUACUAUUAUUCAAAACAACAAAUCGGAAGCUGCAAUUGAAGCCGCAUUAGAAAACGUUUGUGGUAUCUUACCAGGACCAAUAAAAGACAAAUGCAUUGAAUUCGUAGAUACCUAUGGACCUAUUCUUGUUAAACUGAUUGAAAAAUAUGGCACACCAGAUCUAGUUUGUAAUGCUUUAAAAUUAUGUCAAAAUGGAACCCAAGAACUUACUCCUCUUGAACGUAUUCAAUUGAUGAAAUUUAAAAAAGCUUCUCUCAAAACAAUGCAAUGUGUAUUUUGUAAACUUGUAAUUAAUGUCUUAGAUAUAGCUAUUGGCAACAAUAGAACUCCAGCAGCCAUUGAAGCAGCACUAGAAAAAGUGUGCAACUACACACCACCUUCACUGAGAGAUAAUUGCACAAGUUUCGUUCAUAAAUAUGGAAAAAUUAUUGCAUUUCUUUUGGCUAGAAAUGCAACACCUCAACAAGUGUGCAAUUUUAUUAAAUUUUGCAACAAUGGAACACAAGAAACAACACAUGGUAGAUAUACUACAAACUUUUUUGCCUCUUUUAAUGAUCGAUCUUUUUUAUCCGUAGGUAGCAUUGAUGAGAUAUUGAUGAAUGGGCUAACAUCGAUUAAUUCUCCUCAAUGUGCAUUAUGCAAAUAUGUCGUCAGUUACAUCGAUGCUGUUAUUCAAAACAAUAAAUCCGAAGCUGCAAUUGAAGCCGCUCUAGAAAAAGUUUGCAACAUUCUGCCAGGACCUCUUAAAGAUAAAUGUAUUCAAUUUGUUGAUACCUAUGGACCUAAUCUUGUUAAACUGAUUGAACAAUAUGGCACACCAGAUCUAGUUUGUAAUGCUUUAAAAUUAUGUCAAAAUGGAACCCAAGAACUUACUCCUCCUAAACGUAUUCAAUUGAUGAAAUUUGAAAAAGCAUCUCUCAAAACAAUGCAAUGUGUAUUCUGUAAACUUGUAAUUAACGUCUUAGAUAUAGCUAUUGGCAAUAAUACAACUCCACCAGCCAUUGAAGCAGCACUAGAAAAAGUGUGCAACUACACACCACCUUCACUGAGAGAUAAUUGCAUAAGUUUCGUUCAUAAAUAUGAAAAAAUUAUUGCAUUACUUUUGGCUGGAAAUGCAACACCUGAACAAGUGUGCAAUCUUAUUAAAUUUUGUAACAAUGGAACACAAGAAACAACACAUGGUAGAUAUACUACAAACUUUUUUGCCUCUUUUAAUGAUCGAUCUUUUUUAUCCGUAGGUAGCAUCGAUGAGAUACUGGUGAAUGGGCUAACAUCGAUUAAUUCUCCUCAAUGUGCAUUAUGCAAAUAUGUCAUCAGCUACAUUGAUAAUGUUAUUCAAAACAACAAAUCCGAAGCUGCAAUUGAAGCUGCAUUAGAAAAAGUCUGUACGAUUUUACCAGGACCAAUUAAAGAUAAAUGUGAUCAAUUCGUUAUUACUUAUGGACCAUAUCUUGUUCAACUGAUUGAAAAAUAUGGCACACCAGAUCUAGUUUGUAAUGCUUUAAAAUUAUGCCAAAAUGGAACACAGGAAAUUUCACCCACUGGUCUUAUUCAAAAGUUGGAGACUCUAGGAUCAUCAAUCAAAAAUGCCCAAUGUUCAUUAUGCAAAUAUGUCAUCAGCUACAUUGAUAAUGUUAUUCAAAACAACAAAUCAGAAGCUGCAAUUGAAGCUGCAUUAGAAAAAGUCUGUACGAUUUUACCAGGACCAAUUAAAGAUAAAUGUGAUCAAUUUGUUGUUACUUAUGGACCAUAUCUUUUUAAACUGAUUGAAACAUACGGUACACCAGAAGCAGUUUGUGAUGCAUUAAAAUUAUGUCACAAUGGAACGAACUCACUUCAACCCGUUCCUAACAGUUUUUAUCAAUCACUUGAAAAUAAUAAACAAACGGUAAAGAUAUCUUCGGAACUUAGCUCGGUAAUCAAUUCACUUGAAUGUUCAUUAUGCAAAUAUGUCGUUGGUUACAUUGAUACUAUUAUUCAAAACAACAAAUCGGAAGCUGCAAUUGAAGCCGCACUAGAAAAAGUUUGUGGCGUCUUACCAGGACCAAUAAAAGACAAAUGCGUUGAAUUCGUAGAUACCUAUGGACCUAUUCUUGUUCAACUGAUUGAAAAAUAUGGCACACCAGAUCAAGUUUGUAAUGCUUUAAAACUAUGCGAAAAUGGCACUCAAUUAACUGAAUCAAUUUCCCAUAAUGUUGACAAAUCAAAGAAACAUAUAAAAAAUUCAGAUGAAUGUAUUUUAUGCAAAUACAUUAUAUCUUACUUGAAUGUUCUUAUAGAAAAUAACGCUACUGUAAAAGAUCUUGAAAAAGCAUUAGAAGUAGUCUGUGUCAUAUUACCAGCUGAAUAUCAUAAACAAUGUAAAGCUUUUGUUCAAACAUAUGCCCCCAUUCUAGUUGAACUCAUUGUUGAACUUGAUGAUCCAAAUGUUGUGUGUGAAUGGUUAACAUUAUGUCCAAAAUCAAGUAAUAAAUUUAUUCAAAUUCCAGCAAUAAAAGGUAGAAAAUUAAAAUCGUUACCAUGUAAUUUAUGUCAAUAUCUUGUCAACUAUCUUGAUGCAAUUAUUCAAUCUAAUUCAACAGAGACAAAAUUUGAAGAAGCUUUAGAUCGUGCUUGUAAAGUUCUACCUUCAACAAAAUUACAAUCAGAUUGUAAAUUAUUAGUUCAUCUAUAUGGUGCAGAUUUAAUUAAAUUUCUUGUUGAAUUCGGUGAUCCAAAAACUGUUUGUCAAGCCAUCGCUUUAACAACUAGUUUGAUAUAUGCAUACAAAGAAGAAUGUGCUAUUGGUCCUGAAUAUUGGUGUAAAUCAUUUCAAAAUGCACAGGAUUGCGGUUCAUUACGUCAUUGUAGUGAUACAAUAUGGCGUUAUGAUGAAAAACAUACAAAAAUUGAUUCAUCAACAAAAUGUGAAUGGUGUGCACAGAUUCUUGAAAAUACAGAUAAAGCUCUUCAAAAUGUAGCUAAUAAUGAAGACUUAAUUAAGUCGACAUUAUUAAAUGCAUGUAAAUUAUUACCAUUAGAAGAUAUUUCAUCUAAAUGUACAACUAUGAUUGAAAAUUAUGAAACAAUAGUAGUUUUAUUAAUGAAACAUCAACGUUAUGAUAGAUUAUGUCAUUUAAUGGAUAUUUGUCAAAAUAGUGAUACUACUGAAUUAGAUAAAAACAUAGAAAAACCAAAUGUUGAUACACAAUCAAAAAUGUUAUGUAAUGUCAUUGUUCGUGCUACACAAGAACUUCAUGUUAAUCAACAAAAAGCUAGAAGUGAAAUUCAAACAUAUUUGAAAAAUGAUUGUCAACACUUAACUAUUCCACAGCUUGUACAAAAAUGUGAAAGUUUAAUUGAACGACAUGGUAAUAAAAUUUAUGCACAUGUAGUUAGUCGUGUGGAAUUAUCGAAAAUUUGCGAUUAUAUUGACGAUGUCGCUCUUCAAUCUAUUGCACCAGUCAAUUGCGAAUUGUGUACAUUCGUUUUCUCAAUAGCUAAGCAAAUGCUUGAUACUAAACAUUCUGAAAAUAAAGUACUUAUCUAUAUUGACGAACACAUGUGUUCACGUUUAACUGGUAUAGCAAAGAAAAAUUGUACAGAUAUAGUAGAUACGAAUGGAAGAGAUUUAAUCGCAAAUAUUCAAGAUGGAAUACAACCAAUGCUUCUUUGUACACAUUUUCAAUCUUGUCUUGAUACAAUUAUUGAUAAAACAAGUCCAAUACAAAAAGAUGAAAUGCGUUCAUUUCUUAUGAAUAAUUUUUGUAAUAAACUUGGAUCACUAAAAAGUGCAUGUAAAGCAUUAAUGGAAAAAGAUAGUACUCGUCUUUUACAAGUACUUACUAAUGAAAUGGAUGUUCAUGAAUUAUGUUAUAUGUUUGGAUUAUGUCAAAAGAAAUCAUCUUUAAUUAAUAAAUUAGAUCUUCAAGAUGAUCCAAGUAAAUGUAAACGUUGUAUAGUAGAUUUUACUCGACGAAAACAUAUUGCUGAAAAGCUUGUAAAUCAUUCAUCUGAAUUUCUUCAUCAUCUCUGUGGACAACUACCUCAACAAGAUGAUUGCACAAAAGCAGUUGAUGAUUCAAUUAAUGAACUUGUUACAUAUAUUCGAUCACUGGAUCCAAGAACAAUUUGUGUACAAUUAAAUAUGUGUGAUCCAGCAUCAUUAGAAAAUAUGAAAACAAUGGUUAUUGUUCCAUCGAAUAAUGAUAUAAAUGAAAAUAUUAUUGAAUAUAUUAAAAGUGAUGUUUGCACUAAACUUGGAUCAUUAUCUCUAUUGUGUACUCAAUUGGUAGAUUCCGAAGGAUUAAAUCUUCUUGAUCUUAUUAGUAAAAGUAUUGAUCCACAUAGAGUAUGUUCAAUAACUGAUGUAUGUCCAUCAAGUUCUGUAUUGAAAACUUGUCAUGAUAAAUGUCAAUGUUGUACGAAUAAAAUUGAAAUUUAUCAAAGAAAACUAUUGAAAUUUGUGCAAGCUAUUGUUGGAAGUGCACGCAUAAUGUGUGAUCAUGUACCAGAUCGUGACAUAUGUCUUCAAUUGACUGAUGCAUUCGAAACAAAUGUUAGCAAAGUAAUUACAAAUGUUGGUUCUAAACACGUUUGUCGAUUAUUGACUCUAUGUACAUCUGUUGAGGAGAAAACAAAUGAAGACCAAUGUCGAACUUGUAAAAAUGAACUCGAUAUUCGUCAAUAUCGUUUCCGAACAACAAUUAAUGAAGUAACAACAACACUUCUUUCGUUAUGCACCGAUAAUGAUUGUCGUUCACAUGUUCAAUCUAUACAACAAGAAACAUUAGACAAGAUUAACAGUAUCAAUUCACAAAAUCUUUGUCAACAUUUAUGUUAUUGUACAUUAGUGAAUACACUUGAACCCAGUGCAACAUUGCUACGUUUGAAACUUCUUGCUCAGCAUCAAACUAAAACUCUCGAGGAACGUUUACAAUCAAACGAUGUGUGUUCUGAAUAUGGACAAUUAAAACCAAUGUGUGAACAUUUAUUAGCAUCACCACAAAGUCAUCGUUAUGCUUAUAUGUAUAUGGCUUUAUUAAAAAAUAAUCCAAAAUUAAUUGAUGAUGAUUUACGUGAACAAAUGACUAGCAAAGUUAAUAUUGAUGUUUGUGAUUCAUGUAAAAAUUCUGUUCAAUCAUCAAAAGAUUUUUUAAAUAAUGCUUUAGAAUCUGUUCUUAAUGUAUUACUUCGUACAUGUGAACGUUGUCCAUCAAAAGAUCAAUGUCGUGAUUAUUAUAAUCAAAGAUUUAAUAAUAUUAAAUCUUAUAUAAAUAGCAUUAAUUCUGAUCAAUUUUGUCAAUCUAUUCAUCUUUGUUCUACAUCAUUAAUUAUUAUUCAAACAGAUCAAUGUUCAAAAUGUGUAGAAAGUUUACAAUCACGAAAAGUUAGCAUUUUACAUGCUUUAGAUCGUAUUGUUUCAUAUUUUGAUGAUAUUUGUCAACGUUUUGCUGGUGAAAAAUGUCAAAUAUUUAUAAAACAAAUUCAAGAUUCAUUUGAAAAAUCUAUUGAAAAUUUUGAUCCAAAACAAACAUGUAAUUUAAUUGGUUUUUGUUCAACAAUAAAUGUUCAACAUGAAAUGAAUUUUGAUAAAUAUGAAAAAUAUUUAGAAGAUGAAAUUGAUAAGAAUAUUUGUUCUAUUCUUGGUCCAUUUGAAACAUUAUGUAAACAAACAAUUCGUGCUAAUAGAAAACAAAUUGAAACAGUAAAAAUUAAUUAUAAUAUUAAAGAUUUAAUGCAAAUUGGAGAACAAAUAACAAAUGGUAAAAUAAAGAACUUUUUCAGUGCAGCUAAUCUUAAUGAAUGUAGUCGUGAUAAAUGUCAAUGUUGUAUCAAUCGAAUAGAUCAAAAGAAAGAAUGUGCCAAGAAUAUUACAGAUAAUAUAAUUUCAUGUUUUAUUCGUUCAUGUGAUUAUUGUCCAGCUAAAGAUCAAUGUCAAAAAUAUUGGCAAGAUUCUCAAAAACAAUUUGAUUCAUAUAUUGAUAAUAUUGAUUCAAAACAAGUUUGUACUCGUCUUGGUUUUUGUAAUGUUUCAUCAUUAUGUAUGAAUAUGGGUAUUUUUCAACAAUCAUGUGAAGAAGCACUUAAUGCUUUUACUCAAUCACUUAAACAUGAUCCACAAACAUUAGAACGUCAUUUACCACAUACAUCAAUUGUAGUUUUAUCAACAAAAUCUGAAGAAAAAGAAGAAACAAAUCUUUUAAAUGAUUCUAAUUCUACUUGUAUUCUUUGUGAAUAUCUAAUGACUAUUCUUUCAAAUUAUAUUCAUCGACAAUCAACAGAAGAAGAAAUUGAACAAAGUUUAGAAAAAGUUUGUAAUCAAAUGCCAUUAACUAUUCAAAAACAAUGUCAUGAAUUCAUUGAUAAUUAUGGUCCACCAAUAAUUGCAACACUUAUACGAGAAUUUGACGUUGCAACUAUUUGUCGAAAACUUAAUUUAUGUACAAAACAAAUGAAAGUUCAUUUAUCUCAUUUAACAAAAGCAAAUCCAGUAACAUGUGGUAUAUGUGAUUAUGUUUCAACUUAUAUUAAUUUUGCACUUAAACGUGAUUCAAGUGAAAAAUCACUUCAACAUGCAUUAUCAACUGUUUGUAUACAUUUAUCAAAUGAACAAUAUUCACAAUGUCAAACAAUAGUUCAAUUAUUUGCACCACAUAUGAGAAAAUUAGAACUUGAUCUUAAUAAUAAUUUUUGUCAACAAUUAAUUAUUUGUCAAACACCAAUGAUUGAAUUAACACCAGCUAUUCAUCUUAAUCAAAUAUCAACUAAAUCAAAACCAACAAUUGAAAAAGAUGAGAAAUUGAAAGAAACAAUCGUUAGAAAUUUAGAUAGUACACCAGAAUGUAUGUUAUGUACUUACGUUGUUUCAUAUUUGGAUGCUAUUUUAAAGAAUAAUAAAUCUGAAGCAGCAGUUGAAGCAGCAUUAUCAAGAGUUUGUACUAUCUUACCACGAAAAGAACGUGCUCGAUGUGGUGACUUCGUUAAAACAUAUGGACCAGUUCUUGCUGAAUUAAUUUCUGAUGUGACUGAUCCACAAUUAGUUUGUCGCUAUCUUGGAAUGUGUCAAGUAGUUUCAUCACAAGAAACGACAAUAAUGGAAUCAACACCAGUUAAACACUGA